Molecule: messenger RNA, 1525 nt
Organism: Anarrhichthys ocellatus (wolf-eel)
Lineage: Eukaryota; Metazoa; Chordata; Actinopteri; Perciformes; Anarhichadidae
Product: annexin A1-like
Exons: 5
Coding region: 643-1095 (150 amino acids)
Biological process (GO): cellular response to glucocorticoid stimulus; signal transduction; phagocytosis
Cellular component (GO): cytoplasm; vesicle membrane; plasma membrane
Molecular function (GO): calcium ion binding; phosphatidylserine binding; calcium-dependent phospholipid binding
Source: RefSeq, a predicted model, not a curated record
AAAAAUAAAUUAAUUAAUAAAAUGCACAGCACAAACUCAAUACGCUAAACAUCUAUUAUGUUUUAAAUAAACUCAAUAGCUACAUUUUGAUAAAAUGAUGGGAAACUGUCUCCUUUAAACAGCCUGGUGGGUCAAUUGGUCUCAUAUUUAACCUUUUUCUUCUGUAUUUUAAAGCCUGUUAAUUGUCUCCAUUAUCAAUAAAAUAUAACACUAUUUAUUGAACAACUUUUACCUUGUAUUGCUGUUGCCUUUACGUUUAGUUUUCAUGCUCAAAAUGGAGAUCAUUAUGUUGUAAUGUUGAGACUGAAAUAAACAUCCAGAUCAUAUUUUAUACUACAAAGAUGCUGCCUAUGACAAUUGAUUUCAUACUAUACAAUCCCAUCAUAAAUCAGACUUUCACAGCACUACAUUUGCAAUAGAUCUUUGAUAAAAGAAAGCUACAGAGUCUCUCAGCAAACUGAAGUACAUGAACUGUAACGCCGAGGCCAUUGUUGAGGUCACCUUACUGUCUAUUGUGUACAGACUAAAUUAGUUUUUCACCAAUAAAAUCAUUUCCUACACAUCUUUGUUGUGUUCAGCACUGUGAAGUUGCUCUGCUUUUCUUCAUCACAGGCCAACAGGACUGAAGGAGUUUGUGAUCAGAUGGUUGACAGCGAUGCCAGGGCUCUGUACGAGGCCGGGGAGGGGAGAAAGGGCAAUAAUUCCUCCGUCUUCAUUGAGAUCCUCACCAACAGGAGUGCCCCUCAUCUCCGUAAAGUGUUCGAAAGGUACUCAAAGUACAGCAAAGUGGACAUGGCCAAAGUUAUCGAUCUGGAGAUGAAGGGAGAUAUUGAAAGUUGUCUCACAGCAGUAGUAAAGUGUGCUGGAAGCCGGCCUGCGUUCUUUGCCGAGAAGCUAAACUUGGCCAUGAAGGGUAAAGGUACCCGCAAAAAUAUCCUGACACGCAUCAUGGUGAGCCGCUCUGAAAUUGACAUGAAACGGAUCAAGGAUGAGUACAAGAAAAACUAUGGCACAACACUCUACAGGGAUAUUCUGGAUGACACUAAAGGAGACUAUGAGAAGAUUCUGCUCGCUCUCUGUGGGAGUGAAAACUAAUAGCCGAUCAAUGGGAUCAAGGCUCAUACAACUGAAGAGCCAGCAGCCAGCAGAGCUGUGGAAAAUCACCUAUAAUUUUUUGACACAUAUUGUGCACUAUAUGCUCUUGUGGAAAACUGACAAGACUCUCCUCCUUUCUGUCAUGAUAUUUAGAAGAUAUUAACAGCAAUGCGCAAAGAUUAACAUGGAAUUGGUGGAUAUCUCAGUAUAGAUCUGACAGCAGUAUGCGGAACCUAUGCUUUGGGUCAGACUUGGCUUUUCACUAAUUGGGUUCUUAUUUCUGGUGUUGGUAGAGAAGCUGAAGUCCUUGAUCACAGUGCCGCUAACAGAUGUAUACAGAUCUCUAUGUGCCAAUCAUAUUCAGCAGCAGUGAGCCUUACCCUUGAAGGUGCUUGGACAAUUUGCAAAUAAAAGCUUUUGUAUGAAAGCC